Molecule: messenger RNA, 3560 nt
Organism: Catharus ustulatus (Swainson's thrush)
Lineage: Eukaryota; Metazoa; Chordata; Aves; Passeriformes; Turdidae
Product: parvalbumin, thymic-like
Cellular component (GO): cytoplasm; nucleus
Molecular function (GO): calcium ion binding
Source: RefSeq, a predicted model, not a curated record
UUAUCUUGUUUCGUUUGCAAAUAUCAUAUGUAUUCUCUUGAGAUAAAAAUAGUGCAAGAUGAUUAGUUAGGCAAGUUCAUUUGACACCAUUCCCCCUUCGUGACGCUGAAAUCUAAAAUCUGUAUAUGGUAUACAACUUAAAGUAUAUAUAUGCAAGUCAGCUUUGCUGGAGACACACAGCAAGUACCUUCCUCCCAACCGACUGCUUCCUUCUCCAGUCCAGAAGACCACAAAGUUCAACAAUGGCCAUCACUGACAUCCUCUCAGCCAAAGAUAUUGAAUCUGCUCUCUCCAGCUGCCAGGCUGAUGAUUCCUUCAACUACAAGUCUUUUUUCUCCAUGGUUGGUUUAUCCAGCAAAACUCCUGAUCAGAUAAAGACAGUUUUUGGAAUCCUUGAUCAGGACAAGAGUGGUUUCAUUGAAGAAGAGGAGCUGCAGCUGUUCCUGAAGAAUUUCUCUUCAAAUGCCAGAGCCCUCACCUCAGCAGAGACCAAGGCUUUUAUGGCUGCAGGAGACACUGAUGGUGAUGGCAAAAUUGGAGUGGAAGAAUUCCAGUCUCUGGUGAAGGCAUAGAGAACAUUAGACCAAAGGCAACCUUGGACUGACUCUGCCAAUUACCUCGUCCAGCAAGCACUUCGCACUCAGCAUGUGUUUGUACAUUUUUAUAUUGUUUCAGGCAUUAACAAUUCCCCUCACCUCAUUGUUGAGAAAUCUUGCAAUCUUUGGUCACAAGGCAUUGUUACAUUUCUGUUGUAAAGAAGGCACUUUGUGAUUUUCCACCACUGAUAAUGUUGAAAUUGUGACUGGGAGAGGGGAGAAAACAACUAAAAAAUCAACUAAACAAAAAGACCCUUGGGGAAAAAAGCUGCUUUUAAAAAUGUUGUUUAAGUACUCCAUCCUCAUACUUGAGCAUGCCAACUCACCAGACACAGUUUUGAUGAUCUUAAACCAUAUGAUAUCUUCUCAGGCUUAAUUGUACUGAUUUAAUUGAGGUUUAUGUCUGAUUAAUUCUCUGAUACUUAAGGAAAAGCAAUAUUGAAAAGAUAGCUAAAAAUAAUUCAUAUUAAGUUCCAACCCUGCGAAUAUGAGCAAAAAUUUAAAACAUUUAAGAGGAGUUCACACAAAGCUCAAAGCACAGAAUAAGUUUGUGGGUAAUUUUACAAAAUAAAGUAGUAGAUUACAGCGUAAUCGUAUCAUCGGAAAGUGUUUAUGGCCUAAAAUGUGACUCCCUUAAGAAGAUUUAUCUUCAUGAAAUCUAAGGCAGCUGUGAGAUAGAGGAGAAGGGUCUAAUCCUACUCUGACACUGUCACAAGUCAUGGUCCCCUGACAACCUGGGCCACAGGCCUGGAGGUUUUUCCAUGAAUCAUGAGCCUGUUUCCUAUUGUCUCUGAACAUGUACAAAACAAUAAUAUUUGCCACAUCUGUGAACUCCUGUGCUUUCUACAGAUGAAACUACAGCCAAUCUUCUUUUUGAUUACCCUAAAGCUCUUACGUUGUUAAAUAAUGGCAUUACUCCUUUCAUUUAUUAUAUGACUAAUUAUCUGUAUGUUCCAUAAUAUCAGCAGUUUUCUUCAGUCUGAAAACUAAGAACUAGUCUUCCCUUUGAUAAGUGUCUUACAGGAUUUAGAGUUGGUUACAGCAUUGUCUUCAUUAAUGGACAAAGUAAAUAAUGUUCAUGGCUAAAUGCAGGCGUCAGCAGGCUGAGUAGAUCUGUGCAUCUCUGGCUGAGUGUCUCAGAAAUUUCCCCACCCCAAUUUAGCUGCUUCCUUCCCCAUGCUGUCCCAUGCUGUGGCUCCAGCUCACAAGCAGACUGUCAUUUUAAUACUCUCCACUGAAACUGGAUGAUAAUUAAGAUUUGGCAGCUGUUUUGAAGAAGAGCAGAAACAAAGCCUUCUGGAACUUUUAUGUAACAGCCAAUGUUGGCAUUUCCAUGAAUUGCAAGAUGAUUAUGUGAGGCAAGCACAGCUCCCUCAUUCCCAGGCAUGUAAGAGAGCCGGUCCACAGAUUUAAGAUAGCUAAUGCAAAAAAGGAAUUCUAGCAAUCAGAUUCACUGAAGCCUUGGCAGAAUUCUAAUGAAUAUAAAUCCUAAUUCUAUACCCACUGCCUUUGAUGUUAAAUCUGGGCUUAUAUUAUAGCUGCUGUUAAUUGCAGCAGUGAAAUAUUUUGCAUAAUUAUGAGACUCUGGUUCCUUUUACCUUAAUUAUCUCCCUGAUGAAGAAAAAACCUGGGGCAACCCAGAUCUGCAGCAAUAUCCAGAUGUAAUACACACCUUAGCUCUUCACACUGCUGAUCACUGAACUAUCCUGUCACUAGCUCUCAAGCAGAUGGCACACACAGUACCAGAAGUGACAGACCUGACACUGCAUUCCUUACACCUCUGAGACUCUCAUGUGGAAUGCAAGAAAUGCAAGACUGCACAGUGGCCCAUCCUGUAUUUCAGAGAUGCUGAACAACUGCACAUCACUGCCUUGUGCUGCCACAGGGGGAUGAAGCACUCCCAAGAAUCAGGAAAUCCUCAUGUGUGCAGCAACUUCAGCUAUGCUUGUAAGAAAAUCUGUUCCUCUAAAAUAGUGACUUCUUAAAUAGUGGCAAGAAGAUGUGUUUUAAAUCUCACUAAAAUCAUCCAGCCAUUUCAUUUGAAGGAAUUGUAAUAAAACUCCAAGUCCCCAGUUAAAAAAAAAAAAUGUCCAUAGGCUUUAGCAAAAAUACCACCUACUCUCUUUUAAGAUUUCUGUUAGCAUUAGGAUCCACAUUUUAGAUCCACAUUUUAACCAAAUUGGAAAAGAAGUCUUUUUUUAACUAAAGGAGUCAAAUUCAAAAAAUGUGACAUUUUCUAGCAAGGGUAAUUUUAAGUCAGUGGCAGCUUUCAGAUUUUUAGGGAAUUUUUAGAUAUUUUAGGGAAUAUCAUGGAAUGUUCUCUGAACUUGACAAUGCCAUCAUGCUAGAGAAAAGCUUCAAUUGUAGCAUGUCUGUGUGAGAGCCAACUGAAGUACCAAAGAGACACAUGGUUGGUAUCACAAUGUUGCCAUAAUUAAGGUACAGAACCAGAGAGUAAUUCCUGAUGGAAAGGUUCACUUCAGGUCUCUGUUCCAGUCACUCACUCAGAAGGGCACAUUGUUCUACGAUGAGUUUGAGUAUCUUCAAGGAUAGAGGUUCUAUAAGCUCCCUGGGCAAUCUAAUAAACAAGGAUUAAAUCCUCUGCAUCAAGCUGCUAUGAAUGAAUGAAACAAAUAAAACACUGCUGAGUACACAGUUAAUAACGAAAAUUCUGUUAGAAAUUGUUCAUGCUACAUCAAAUCAGAAAGAAUCUAACAAUCCCUGGUAUUUUGACACUGAUCACCUGGUCUCAGGUUUAGAGUAUGACCAUCCUACUCCCUAUAAUACUCAGCAUAAAACUGCUUCAUAACUUCCAGCACAAAGGAGAUGCUGUUUUGUGUUUUAUCUUCACUUAAGACAAUUAAAGAGCAAUCCAAAUUGUGAGUGGUAGAUCUGAGUUCCACCAGCCCCAAAGACUGUGAGUACUCAGACACCUCAGUCCCUUGAUCGCCCUGUGUGAGCAGU